Molecule: messenger RNA, 1176 nt
Organism: Catharus ustulatus (Swainson's thrush)
Lineage: Eukaryota; Metazoa; Chordata; Aves; Passeriformes; Turdidae
Product: UDP-glucuronosyltransferase 1-6-like
Exons: 4
Coding region: 1-1176 (391 amino acids)
Molecular function (GO): UDP-glycosyltransferase activity
Source: RefSeq, a predicted model, not a curated record
AUGGCUUUGAGGCUUUGCUGUGCCUGGAUUCCCAUCCUCCUCCUCCUGCCCGGCCUCUCGGCUGGAGGGAAGCUCCUGGUGGUGCCCAUGGUGGGAAGCCACUGGCUGAGCAUGCAGGAGGUGGUGGAGGAGCUGAGCCAGAGAGGGCAUGAGGUGGUGGUGCUGGUUCCUGAGGUGACCUGGCAGUUAGAGACGACGCAGAACUACAAGGUGGUCACAUACCCAGUGAGUCAGCCCCUGGAAGAGCUGGAUAAUGCCUUCCGGGAAAACGUCGUUGUGACCAUGACAGAGAAGCCUUUCCCCCUCAAUGCGCUGGCGAUCUACAGAGCCACAGUGCACACUUUCAACACCUUCUUUGGGCAGUGCAAGGACUUGUUCCGCAGCCAGGAGACCCUGAGGUUCCUCAACCAAAGCGGCUUUGAUGCCAUCCUGACAGAUCCUGCCUUCAUGUGUGGGACCAUCCUCGCCCACCAUCUCUCCCUUCCUUUUGUGUUCUUAAUGCGGGGAUUCCCUUGCAACCUGCACUUUUCAGCCCCACAGAGCCCAAGCCCUCUGUCCUACAUCCCGAGACUCUUCAGCUUCAACUCGGACCGCAUGACUUUUUUCCAGCGAGUGGAAAACGCCCUGAUUUCCCUCCUGGAACUUGACUAUUGCAAUGGUCUCUAUGCAGAAGCACUUAAACUUUCCUCAGAAGUUCUGCAGAGAGAUGUGUCCCUCACAGACCUUGUGAACUCCGCUGCUGUUUGGCUCAUGAGGUUUGACUUUGUGUUUGAGUACCCCAGGCCAGUGAUGCCCAACAUGGUCUUUGUUGGGGGGAUCAACUGUGCUAAGAAGAAACCACUGCCUAAGCCAUGGGCCCCCGGGCUCGCCUGUACCCAGCAGCCGCGGCGCCACGGGCCCCUGGACUCGCCUCCACCCGGCAGCCCCGGCUCCAUCUCCACCCGGCUCCCACGGCCCUCCCGGGUUCCCCCUGCGGCUCACGGCUCACAGUUCCGGCCGGAGGGGAAGGCGAGGGAGCUACGUGUCUGCAUCCCACCGCCACUGCGGGAGCAGGCGGGGGGCUCCGUACCUGCCUGCAACUGGUGCCGCAGGAGCGGGUCAGGGGCUCCGUCCUGCCUGCCACAGGAGCGGGCUUAUGAAGAGCCCUCAAAACCUGAUAAGCAAGGCAAAGAAUAA